This is a messenger RNA of Cimex lectularius (bed bug), 3338 nucleotides long. Its product is annotated as galactosylgalactosylxylosylprotein 3-beta-glucuronosyltransferase 2-like. Gene Ontology annotation, molecular function: galactosylgalactosylxylosylprotein 3-beta-glucuronosyltransferase activity. Gene Ontology annotation, biological process: carbohydrate metabolic process; chondroitin sulfate proteoglycan biosynthetic process. Gene Ontology annotation, cellular component: Golgi membrane. The record is from RefSeq and is a predicted model, not a curated record. The transcript is spliced from 8 exons. Lineage: Eukaryota; Metazoa; Arthropoda; Insecta; Hemiptera; Cimicidae. The coding region runs from base 662 to 1519 and encodes 285 amino acids.
GUUAGUAGUUUAGACUUUAGUACUUUAGUAGCAAAGAUUAGUCAGUUUGUUUUAGACCUCGAUCUCCGUCCUGCGGAUGUAUUUCAAAGUUCAAACGUUAUAAUUAAAUUGUUCGAAAUAGAUCCGAGCCGUGUCUGCGCGGAGCCGGUGUCGUCGGGCCGUAGUGAUGUCCGUCUCUGUCCAGAACGAAGUCGACAGGUUCGGAAUUAGCUAAUCCUCGGAGUUCGAGAGUCCUUUCUUUUUACGGAGGUCGGGACCCUCGCCUUUGACCCUGCCAACAAGGCCAUGAACCGUUACGGAGAUCAUAAUACUCACAAAAAUAAGCAUUUUUCUUACGAGGGUCGCCGGCUAUAGUUCGCUUCCUGAGGGAGGACAGAGAUCUAAGAUGAGGAGAUAUCGCGAUUUACGUCCGUUGAUAAGCCUAAAUGUUAGACCGGAAUAUCCGAAAGCGGAUGCGUUGGAUAUCAUUUUCUAAAUGUUAAAUUGUCUUGGCCAAUGGCAAAUUCGUCCAAACAACCUUAUGAAAAUUUAUCUAAAAAUUCAUUAGCCGAUAUGUCUAGGAAGACAAAGUUGUAUUUGUGCUUAGGUUUGACCGUAGUCGGAUGUCUUUUUUAUGCCACCUUGAGCGGCCACUCAGGUGAGUCUGGAUCAAUUCGUUGCAAUGAAACAGUCAAUGGAUGAGUAUGAAAUCUUGCUUAGAGAAACUAGAGAGCAGAUAUUAGAUAGACUGAAGAUGUGCCAGCAAGACUGUCAACAUUGGGAUCCGGACUUGCCAAUAAUCUAUGUCAUAACUCCAACUUAUAGUCGCCCAGUACAGAAAGCAGAAUUAACAAGAUUUUCUCAAACUUUAAUGCUCGUCAGCAACAUCCAUUGGAUUAUUGUUGAAGAUUCACAAAAGAAAACCCUACUCGUUGAGAACUUUUUAGCAAGGUCUUCAUUGAAUUAUACCCACUUAUUUGAACAGACUCCUCCAUUCUACCAACGCAAGGGAGCUGCUAGAGGUGUAGUUCAAAGAAAUGCAGCUUUAAGGUGGCUCAGGAAGAAUCGAAGUUUGAAUGACAAAGGUGUAGUCUAUUUUGCAGACGAUGACAAUACUUAUUCUAUACAAGUGUUUAGAGAGAUGAGGUUUACAAAAGAAGUUAGCGUUUGGCCAGUUGGCCUGGCAGGUGGUUUAAUGGUAGAAAGGCCAUUGGUAAAUAUGACCACUGGUAAAGUUAUUGGUUUUAACAGUGCGUGGAGGCCCGAUAGGAAGUUUCCUAUCGAUAUGGCCGGCUUCGCCAUCAACCUUCAGCAUCUUUUAAAAAAAACAACAGCAGCGUUUACGUACAAUGUGACAGCUGGUUUUCAAGAAACGUACAUGCUUGAACAAUUGACAACCAAAGAUAGGUUAGAACCCAAGGCGGAUAACUGUACCCAAGUCCUAGUCUGGCAUACAAGAACUGAACGGGCCAGGCUGUCUGAAGAGGACAAACUUAAACGAACAAAGGGCAUCCAUUCAAAUGGUGGCAUUGAAGUAUGAACAUGAUAAAGCUUAUUGUUUUUUAUUUAUUAUUGAAAAAUAAUUUUACUUUGACAUGUGCAAUAUUCGAAUACUGAUAUCAACACAUCGGUUAAUAUUCAAUUAUGUUCUUUUUUUUUAAAUAAAAUUUAUAUGUAAAUGUUACACAUCUGUGAAAUGUUAAUCCAAAAAGAAAUUGUUUAUUUGAAUCUCUUUUUUUUUUAAAUGUUGUACAAACCAGGAAAUGUAUAAAGUAUAUUGUACAUAAUAAAUUUAUUAUUACCUUUUUAAUACGGUGACAUAAAUUACACUUGUAGAAAUAAUGGAAAUCAUUUUCAGUAAUUACGUUGAAUAUAUUUUAUAUGACUGCUUGCAUAAGAAUUGAAGUAAUUGUUGAUAGUAUUUCUGCUCAUUCUAUAUUCUCUACAUCCUAAAAGAUGUCGUUUUGUAAAAAUAAAUGUCAUAUUUGCUUCUGUAAAUAAUUUUAAUGGUUAAUUAGUUUAUCCUCUUAUGAUAUUCCUUCCAUGUUAACAUGCUACGAUUUAUUGUUAGUAUAUUUCUAAAAUAAAAUUAUUUCAAAAUUUACCAUUGUAAAUCAAAAUUCAGUUUUCUUAGGAGUGGUUUAGUUUCUUUCCAAAAUUAUAAAAAGCAUAUUCCUCAAUUAAUUAUUUUAGUGACCUCAACCAUUAAAUGGAAUUUGUUGUCAGUUAAAAGUGCUCAAGUAUUUUUAGAUAUGUGCCUUUCGAUAGGAUAAUUUUAGUAUUCUAGUCUAGAAUAUAUAAUAUUUAUUACUUGAUAUUUAUUGUCGAGAGAAAAAUAAUUGAUAAGAAUACUUUUAACAGUGCUUACUGCAUUUGUAAUCUCGCUGUCAAGUUAUGGCUGUAAUAAACUCUUUUAAAGCUUGCCAUUGAUUUUUUUUCCCUCUAGGUUUCUUUAUUAAUUUUACUUUUUGAAAAGUAAAGUUUUGAACCUUAAAAUGUGCCUAGUUAAAAGAUUCAUUUGUUCUAUUGACAAAGUUUGACAACAUGUGUUCACAGUUUGGAAGUUUUAAAGUGGUAGAUGAAUACAAAAUAUUUUUUAGAAUAAUUUCAUAAUUUGCACUUUGUCAAUUUAAAAUACGUGACCAAAAUGACAAAUAUUGUUUGCACAAUGCACGUUUAUUAAAACAUGUGGAAUUCAUCAUAAAACCCACAACUAUAGUAUUGGCCAUCUGGCAUUUUGUUUUGUUUAAAAAAAAAUUCUUAUUUGAUGUACAAACUGCUAAAUUUAAAGUUAUAAAAUGGAUGACGAAUUCUGUGAAGAACCUGAACCACCUCCCUUUCAAGGAGAUGGCAAGAGACGGGUCAAACCCGACAUAAAACCACCUCCGAAGAAGGGCACCGACAUAACCAUCUCAGAAAAUGCUAAAAAAAAAAUCACCGGCUUACCUAAGAAGUCCCGAUUGACAGAACUAGAAGAGGAAAUGCGAGACAAAGAGAGACAGGUGGAAGAAGAGCACACGAGAAAUUGGUAUUUGGGCGAUGAUUACUUAGACGAGCUACAACAUCGGCUGGAAACUAGCUUUCGUGUUUCACCUCCUGAUCCAUAUGUACACAAUGUUUACAAGUGCUACGAACAAAACAGGGAAGAUCCGAUGAAGUGCAGGGACACUGGCCAUAUGUUGAGAAAGGCAGUAGAAGAAAAGCAGUUAAGAUUUAUUGAAAAAGCACGUAAAAUUGUAGUAGAAGAAAAGGCCAAGAAGACUAAAUAAUUAUUAUAAAGGGUUGUAUUUUAAAAUUAAAUGUGGACCAUUUUUUGAAUGGUAGGAGUUUUCUGUUCAAUAUAAACAUAUGUAAAGUAA